UUCUUUCGUGAUAUAUGAACCAUAACUUUCACUUAGUGGCAGUGAUCAUUGUGUUUUUUUUUCCUAAAUACAUGCCACCAUUAACAAAUAACGAUCCAACCAAAAAUUGAUCCAUUUGACCAGUUAUACCGAGAUAAAUGGCCAAAAAGUGGACAUAUUAUCACAUCAAGUCUCAGAUCGAAAAUUGGAUUAGAUAUUAAAAUCAUGAGAGAUAUGAGCUAAUUUCUGGAUACCAAUUGGUUUUAAGUUGGAAUCUAGUAAUAAUGACCAAACUAACAAAUUCUUAUGUCUGUUUUUUCCUCUGUUAUUAGCUAUGACGCUUUCAUGUCCAAGUGACAAUGUCCUAAGAUUCUCCGUCACAAGCCGGCUAUUCUCUUGUGAAUCGGUUAGCAUUGACGAGAAGUGGAAGAAGAAAAAAUACAUUAGUUUACCUUCUUGUCGUGGUGGUACGAGGAAGGUUUUUGCGUCAAGACAUUAUGUGCCAGGAGUAGUACACUUGGAAGAUUCGUUGGUUGGUGAGAAAAGUCUAUCAAGAAGAGAGACUGGAGAGAGGCUUGGCUUUGUGAGGACUUUGUUGAUUGACAAUUAUGAUAGUUACACAUUCAAUAUAUACCAGGCACUCAGUACUAUUAAUGGAGUGCCUCCUGUGGUUAUUCGAAACGAUGAGUGGACGUGGGAAGAAGCUUACCAUUACAUAUAUGAAGACGCUGUUUUUGAUAAUAUUGUUAUAUCACCUGGACCUGGUUCCCCCAUGUUCCCUGCUGAUAUAGGAAUAUCUCUUCGCCUUUUGCUUGAAUGUCGUGAUAUUCCAAUUCUAGGUGUCUGCCUUGGCCACCAGGCACUGGGUUAUGUCCAUGGAGCUCAUGUGGUACAUGCCCCAGAACCAGUCCAUGGACGUUUAAGUGGGAUUGAACAUGAUGGGAACAUAUUAUUUUCUGAUAUACCAUCCGGGAGAAACUCUGAUUUCAAGGUUGUUAGAUACCAUUCACUGAUCAUAGAUAAGGAAUCACUGCCAAAGGAACUCGUUCCAAUAGCGUGGACUAUUUAUAAUGACACUGGUUCUAUAUCCAAGAAGAAGUACUGUGUUCCUGUGAAUAACUCUGUGACCCCAUCAGGGGAUGGAUCUAUCAUUUCUAUUUCCGAAGAGCUGGAAAAUCAAAGUUAUUGGCCUUCGUCCCAUGUUGAUGCAAAACAAGAUAGACACAUUCUCAUGGGCAUCAUGCACUCUACUUUUCCUCAUUAUGGUUUACAGUUUCAUCCAGAGAGUAUUGCUACCACCUAUGGAAGUCAAAUAUUCAAGAACUUCAAAGACAUAACUGUGGACUAUUGGAAUCAUUGCAAAUCUCCAUCAUUGCCUCGGAGAAAGAUUAAUGUAACCGGAAACAUGCAGGUGCCUGGUGCUUGUGAAUUACUGAAAGAACUUUCCAGAAGUAGAAGUAAAGGAAACGGUUCGAGCUAUUACGGUAACCCUAGGACUUCCCUCUCUGUUGCCAAGAAAAAUGGUGUAGACGUCCUCGAACCUAACGAAAAAUUGCUGAGGUUGAAAUGGAAGAAGCUAGAACGUAUUGCACAUAAAGUUGGUGGAGCAAGAAAUAUAUUCAUGCAACUCUUUGGCAAAAGUAGAGGGAAUGAUGCUUUUUGGCUGGAUACUUCUUCUAGCGACAAGGGUCGAGGGAGAUUUUCAUUCAUGGGCGGUAAAGGUGGAUCCCUGUGGAAGCGGUUGACAUAUAGUUUAUCUGAUCAAAGCGAGAUUACAUCUAAACAUGGUGGACACCUUUUGAUUGAAGAUGCUUACAGUUCUACUGAGAAAAGAUUCUUGGAACAAGGCUUUCUAGAAUUUUUACGUAAGGAGCUUUCAUCUAUCUCUUAUGAUGAGAAGGACUUUGAAGGCUUCCCUUUUGAUUUUUAUGGUGGAUACGUCGGUUGUAUUGGGUAUGAUAUUAAAGUCGAAUGUGGAAUGCCAAAUAAUCGUCACAAAUCCAAGGCUCCGGAUGCAUGUUUUUUCUUUGUAGAUAACAUAGUCGCCAUUGAUCAUCAUCUUGAUGACGUUUAUGUAUUAUCACUUCAAGAAGAAGGCACCGCAGAAACCUCUUUCCUGAAAGAUACCGAAGAGAAGCUCAUUAGCAUGAAGGUUUCGUCCACAAGAAACUGGAAGGAUCAUCAAACUAUUCCUGCUAUAGAUUCAUCUACAAGUUUUUUCGUCCCUGACAAAUCACGAGAGCAGUAUAUCAACGAUGUUGAGAGGUGUAUGGGGUACGUCAAAGACGGGGAGAGCUACGAGCUUUGUCUCACUACUCAGAACAGAUGGAAGAUAGGGAACAGUACUGAUCCUUUGGGACUUUAUCUCCACUUGAGAGAGAGGAAUCCAGCUCCAUAUGCAGCCUUUCUCAACUUCUCUAAUGCAGAUUUGUCUUUAUGCUGCUCGUCCCCUGAAAGGUUUCUUAAGCUGGACAAAAAUGGAAUGCUGGAAGCGAAGCCGAUCAAGGGUACAAUGGCACGUGGCUCCACACCUGAAGAAGAUGAACUUCUUAAACUGCAAUUGAAACUAAGUGAGAAGAACCAAGCAGAGAAUCUGAUGAUUGUUGACCUUCUGAGGAAUGAUCUCGGCCGUGUAUGCGAGCCUGGUUCAGUCCAUGUGCCUAACCUUAUGGACGUGGAAACAUACACAACAGUACACACUAUGGUGAGCACGGUCCGUGGGCUGAAAAAGUCAGAUAUUAGUCCAGUGGAGUGUGUAAGAGCAGCUUUUCCUGGCGGGUCAAUGACCGGUGCUCCAAAACUAAGAUCUGUCGAGAUUCUUGACUCGCUUGAGAAGUGUUCGAGAGGACUUUACUCUGGCUCAAUAGGGUAUUUCUCGUAUAAUGGCACGUUUGAUCUGAAUAUUGUGAUAAGAACAGUGGUGAUACAUGAGGAUGAAGCUUCCAUUGGAGCAGGAGGGGCAAUUGUUGCGUUAUCAAACGCUGAAGAUGAGUUUGAGGAAAUGGUUCUUAAGACUAGAGCUCCUGCUAGUGCGGUCGUGGAGUUUUGUAGAGGUGUGAUUCAGUGAUCAGAGAGGACACGAGUUCUAGUUAUGUCUCUUGAAACAGUGAUGGGCCAUGAUGGGCUGGUAAAGAGAAGGGGAUUGCUCAUCCAUCGGGCGAGGCUAUGUGUUGUGGGCUGUGGCUUUUAAUCAGUUACUUUAAAAUAAAUAAAAACUAUUUGCAGAUUUCUUCUUCCGUUUUGCAGAUUUGUAUAAUAAAAUAUAAAGAAAACAUAUUGUAUUAAAAUAAAAUAUUCUCUCUCUAGAAGCUCCAACUUCUCUCUAGUUCUUCUCAAUCGCAGAUCGAGUUCGGUGGCCGGUGAGCAUCUUUGCCACCGGUCGCCACCCCCUUUUUGUUUUUUUUGUUUUACUCCGACUUAGUUCGGAUCUGUUUUCGGCUUGUCCGAUUGUAUAUUCCGGUCAUCAGACUUUUCUUUCCAGUUGUGGAUAAUAAAUUCGCUAGGCGACUUUUGCGGUGUGCGUGUGUUGUCUAACCUUUCACCGUUUAUCACUUCAAUCCCGUUGAUCUAUUGACUGGAUACCCUGUUUCACCGAAUCAACUUAGCCGCUUUUCAACGAGAAUCAGUCUUUACCGAUUUAGAUUAGCCAUUUUGGUUUAAGGUAAAGCAUCUCUGCUUAAAAGAUGGUGAAUUCGAUGGAUUUAUUAGGUCACGUUGAAAGGGAUUCAGCAGAGCCGGCGUUUAUAACGGUCCGGCAAAGUAUCUCUGUCUUCAACCCGAUCUAAAUGUCCUCUGUUUUAAGUACGGCGAGUCAUGGGUCCCUCCGGUUAAUUGAUCUUGGCUAACGUGAAAGGAAAUUGGAGUACAAGAUCUAAGCAACCUAAGAAGUUACAGUGGCUGGCGUUAGGUGUGAGUUGCCGCCGGUAGUCUCUUCCUCGCGACGGAGUCAGUGGUGGUUGAGCAAAGGGCGGUGGUGUUGAUACGUGUCUCACUUCUGCACCAGAUACUGCCACGUAGCAGACUAGUAUCUUCCAACCUGCACGUGUAAAAUAUUAUGUUAAGUAUAUUGCAGUUUGUGUUGGGUUUACUGAUUUCUUUGUACUCCAGUUUGUGUAAUAGCCCAUUGGGCUCUCGUUUAAUGAAACGAAUGUUGACAAAAAAAAAAGUAUAAUAAAAUAUAUUUUUGAAAUAGUGA
Messenger RNA from Raphanus sativus (radish), 4174 nucleotides. RefSeq names its product aminodeoxychorismate synthase, chloroplastic. Gene Ontology annotation, biological process: L-tryptophan biosynthetic process; folic acid-containing compound biosynthetic process. NCBI's taxonomy places the organism in Eukaryota, Viridiplantae, Streptophyta, Magnoliopsida, Brassicales, Brassicaceae. The record is from RefSeq and is a predicted model, not a curated record. The coding region runs from base 314 to 3046 and encodes 910 amino acids. The transcript has 13 exons.